CUAGCAAUUAGUUUUAGUGAAAUCAAUAAACCUCCGCUAGUUACCCUUGUGGCUGAUAUAUAAAACAUGAGUUUUAGUUAAAAUAUUAUCAGUUAAAUUCUUGAGUUAGAGACGUGAACAAUACGUAAAUACAUAAAAAUGUUCGCUAAGGUGUUGUGCUUCGCUGCCCUCGUUACGAUUGCCGUGGCUCAAUAUGGCCACGGACAUGGAUCUGCUUACUCGUCACAGCACAUCUCCCGUCACGACGGACAUCCUGAAAUCGUACAUGGUCAUGGGGGCUAUGAACACGGUCACGGUCAUGGCCAUAUCGACUACUAUGCGUAUCCCAAAUACGAUUUCGAAUACAAAGUAGAAGACCACCACACCGGCGAUAUCAAGUCUCAACACGAGAGCCGCGACGGUGACAAUGUGAAGGGUUACUACGCUCUUCACCAACCCGAUGGUUCUGAAAGGACAGUUCACUACCAUGGUGAUCACCACUCUGGCUUCCACGCCGACGUAAAAUACGAUACGCACCAUCUCGUCCCGAAACAUCAUCAUUAAGCGUUGAGGAUUAUUUACGAUAAGCGUCCUGUGAUCUUUUAACAAUAUUUUUUUGUAUUUUAUUGUAUAAAUGUUGUUAUUGAUAUUUUCUUCUUGAAUCUUGCUAAUUUAAUACUACUUUUGUUGCUGCUUUUAGUCCUUCCUUGUUGUUUCAGUUGUUACAAAGUGAUAUUGUAGGUAAAAUGAACAUGAUUGGACUCUGUAAAUAAAAUUCACUUUCUUUUAUA
Vanessa tameamea is the source of this 770-nucleotide messenger RNA. Its product is annotated as cuticle protein 19-like. The transcript is spliced from 4 exons. The coding region runs from base 139 to 543 and encodes 134 amino acids. NCBI's taxonomy places the organism in Eukaryota, Metazoa, Arthropoda, Insecta, Lepidoptera, Nymphalidae. The record is from RefSeq and is a predicted model, not a curated record. Gene Ontology annotation, cellular component: extracellular matrix.